UUCCGUGUGUAGUGCGCAGUGCCGUUAGGGGAGGACAAAGACACCCCCGUUCGCACCGUUACUCCGCAUAUUGACCCCGUGAGAGAACAAGAUGCGGACUGCGUCCGUCGUGUUUUGCGGGAUCUUGCCUUUGCACCUUUUUCUCUGUGUGCAUUCUCUUCCGGUCAGCGGCCGGCCAACCAGGAGGUCCAGGCAGCCACAGGUAUGGCCUCGCAGCAACAGGGGGACACAUGAACAGGACAUGCUAAACAAAGACUACCAUCUGAGGUCUCCAUCGGAAUCCAAAAAUGACACCAAGUUCUGGCAGCGUCCUCGCUGUGGAGUUCCAGACCAUUCCACCUUGAUGCAGGUUGACCUGUUGUACCAUAACCUGAAGGAGAAGAGGGGAGGUCUGAGUCGAAUGCAGCGCAGGAAGCGAUUUGCUCUGUUUGGACGGCGCUGGGAGAAGAUGGACCUCACAUACAAGAUUGUCCGUUUCCCCUGGCAGAUGAGUGAGGGCAAAGUGCGGCACAUACUCCAAGAGGCAUUUGGAGUGUGGGGUGCAGUGACUCCUUUGACCUUCAAAGAGGUCACCACUGAGGGAGCUGACAUUAUUAUCGACUUCAACAGAUACUGGCAUGGCGACAGCUUACCGUUUGAUGGUCCUGGAGGAAUCCUCGCACACGCCUUCUUCCCCAGGACACACAGAGAGGGCGAAGUCCACUUUGACUAUGAUGAGAAUUGGACAGUGGGGAACAUUACAGGCACUGAUCUCGCACAAGUGGCCACUCAUGAGUUUGGCCAUGUCCUUGGCCUGCAGCACUCCCUGGAGCCUGAUGCUGUGAUGUGUCCUUUCUACAGUGACUCCUACCCUCUGCAGCUCAGCGAGGAUGACAAGAGGGGCAUCCAGUAUCUAUAUGGGCCCCCUCUGCGUGCACAGCCCGACAUCACUGAGACCAAUGAGAUUGACAUUGGAAUGUUUGACGCGUGCAGAACGAACUUUGAUGCCGUAUCUAUGAUCAGGGGAGAGCUGUUCUUCUUUAAGUCUCGCUAUGUUUGGCGUAUCCGGGAUGGGCAGCUUCAAGCUGGCUAUCCAGCCUUGGCUUCACGUCACUGGAGAGGCAUUCCUGACCAAAUCGAUGCUGCGUAUGAAGACACGAAGGGCAACAUCUGGUUCUUCCAAGGUGACAGCUACUGGGUGUUUGAUGCCGAGAAGAAGAUCACAGGACCAGAUUCAGUGCGGCAGCUUGGUCUUCCUGUCACAGAUAUCCAAGCAGCUUUGAAAUGGGACGAGGACCGUGUUGAGAAAGUCUACAUCUUCAAAUCUGCUUCCUACUGGCCCUUCAAUCCCCAAAUGAAUCGAGUAGUUGAUGUUCAUCCUCGCAGCAUGCACAAGUGGGGAGGAGUGCCCGGCCAAAUAGAUGCAGCAUUUCAAGACCUUUAUGGUUACGCCAAUUUCCUGAGUGGACUGCAAUAUUGGAAAUUUGACCCUGUAGCGUUGAAGGUGCUAGAAGGCUACCCUCGCAGCAUCGGGAUGGAUUUCUUUGGCUGUUCUGCCAUUCUCUCUUAAUGAGUUCAUAUGCAUUUAGACUCACUAUGGUUUACUCCCUUGACAUUUCAAAAUCACAGUUUAUUUCUAUAAAUUCACUGUAUGUGAAUGAAUGAAACAUGUACAUCUUUGAUUAUUGAAGGUGCUCUUUAAGGUUCCUCAGGCGAGAUCAAUCAGUACCUCAUAUAUUACACACAUUUAAAAAAAUGUUCUUUUCACUGAGUUAUUUUUGUGCAUUUCAUAGAACCAUACAAUGGUCAUCAAUAUCUGUUGAAAAGCAUUUGUCUGUUUUCAUUAGAAGAAUACAAUUCAUUUGGCUCACACACCCAUAUUCUGCAUUAUAAAUUAUGUGUUUCUAUCCUAAUUAGAAAAUUAGACAGUUUGAGCAACUGUACAUUUCUUUUGAUAGACAUCACCAUUGAUUAUUUGUUUUCAAGGAGUGACUGUUUGCAAUCAGUGCAGGACACUGACUAAUACAUUGACUAAUACAGUAUAAUACACUGGUGUGUUUGUACCAGGGCAGUCUAGAGCAGAAUUACCCUUGUGGUUUAAAGUUGAAAAUGUACUGACAGCAAUAAGAUCUUUUAAUAGAUUUUACACAUAUACUGAUCUG
Pungitius pungitius (ninespine stickleback) is the source of this 2141-nucleotide messenger RNA. Its product is annotated as stromelysin-3-like. Gene Ontology annotation, cellular component: extracellular matrix. The transcript is spliced from 8 exons. Gene Ontology annotation, biological process: proteolysis; collagen catabolic process; extracellular matrix organization. Bases 92 to 1549 code for a protein of 485 amino acids. Lineage: Eukaryota; Metazoa; Chordata; Actinopteri; Perciformes; Gasterosteidae. Gene Ontology annotation, molecular function: zinc ion binding; metalloendopeptidase activity. The record is from RefSeq and is a predicted model, not a curated record.